Messenger RNA from Nannospalax galili (Upper Galilee mountains blind mole rat), 1144 nucleotides. It is a transcript of the gene S100a14, whose product is annotated as S100 calcium binding protein A14. Bases 180 to 494 code for a protein of 104 amino acids. Gene Ontology annotation, cellular component: perinuclear region of cytoplasm. The transcript has 4 exons. Gene Ontology annotation, biological process: positive regulation of granulocyte chemotaxis; response to lipopolysaccharide; toll-like receptor 4 signaling pathway. Lineage: Eukaryota; Metazoa; Chordata; Mammalia; Rodentia; Spalacidae. The record is from RefSeq and is a predicted model, not a curated record. Gene Ontology annotation, molecular function: chemokine receptor binding.
GGCCCGCCCCUGGCCUCCCCUCCCUUCCCCCAGGUAUAAGAGCCUAACUUAGGUGAGCUGGCUCCUCCCGUUCAGUCUCUGCAGCUGCCAGCAGGCAGAUCAUGAGCCAUCAGCUUCUCUGGGGCAGGCUGUAGGACGAAGGACAAAGCCCUCGCCAAACGAUCAGUGCACCAGACACCAUGGGACAGUGUCGGUCAGCCAACGCGGAGGAUGCCCAAGAAUUCAGUGAUGUGGAGAGGGCCAUUGAGACUCUUAUUAAGAACUUCCACCAGUACUCUGUGGAGGGUGGAAAGGAGACAUUGACCCCUGCUGAGCUACAAGACCUGGUCACCCAGCAGCUGCCCCACCUCAUGCCGAGCAAUUGUGGGCUAGAAGAGAAAAUUGCCAACCUGGGCAACUGUAAUGACUCUAAACUGGAGUUUGGUAGCUUCUGGGAGCUGAUUGGAGAAGCAGCCAAGAGUGUGAAGAUGGAGAGCCCUGUCCCUGGGAGCUGAAAACCUCAUCCUGGAACUUGUGGGUGGGGGGUGGUGGUUGGGGAGAGGGACCUUAGAGACUAUGGGCCUGGAAAUAAAACUUCUCCCCACCCCCAUCACUCUAUUCCCAGCCUGCACCUCAUCUCUGCAUGGUUCAGGCUCAUGACAGCCUUCCCCAUGGGCUCUGUGAACUCAUUCAGGGUGCUCUGUAACGCUCAUGGGUUCAGAAGUCCCCACCCCAGGGUAGCUCAUGGGGUGGGUUGGGGCUGGGGGGGACAUGCAAGAAUGCUGGAAGGGGCUGGGAAGGAUGCUGCAAGUGAUUUGGUAAUGGGGAAGGGCUGAGAGGAGCUGGGCUGUGGGAAAUGAUUUGAGGACUGGGGCUGGGAAAAUGGCUGGAUACUUGGCACUAAAAAGAGUCUCUGAGAACCUCCCCCUCCUAAACUCCUGUCUAACCUAAACUGCAGUCAUCUUCUCCAACCCUCCCUGAUCCCAGCUCUGCUCCAUCCUCUUCCCAGGAUCUCUCCUUGAGCAGAGACACAGGAGAAGGGAGCAGGGUUGGAGAAGAGGCUGAGGAGGGUAUGAUUUGGGAUGAGAUGACCAUCUGGGUGCUUGGGCAUUUACAGAAUAGUAGUUUUGUAUCAUUUGAUUAAUAAAAAAUGGAAAAAGUGAAA